AUGAGUGACUCCGAGUCAUUUUUUGACCAACCCUUGAUCACGAUCAGACCGUUCAACCCCUUUGACAUCCAAGUUGGGUCCCAAAAGGCCGAGCAGGUUUUGGCGCAAGGAAUCAUAUAUUGUGGUGCUUCUAGACUUCGCGAGGCUUUAAUUCAUAUCAUCGACGCCAGUCUGGACAACCAUGGAUGGAUGCAACGUUGCCUUCAGGAAGAAUUGCACUACAUUAUGGCAGUUGUCGGUCAAGCAUAUGCAGUUGGUUGGGUGCUGGAUAUCCCAUACAUCCUUCGCCUUCUUUCCGAAUCUCUUUUUGCAUGUCUACCCGAAGAGUUUCCAAUGGACUUUCACCCCGAUCUUUUGCCCUCUUUGGCCGCGGAUGACAAUGACCAGGGUUUUGAGAAAGGUGUCAAAAAAUACCUUUAUGACUGGUGGACUCGUAAUACCCCCCCAAGUCCCGAAAGAAUGUUAAAUCAUCUUACCAUUGGGAAAAUCAUGAAAUUUCAUGGUGAACAGUAUGCUAAAAGUUUCCCCAAAGCAAAGGAUUCCACCAAACCGCUGCCUCCCGCUGAGCCGAGUGGUAUACGUCAUGGGCAGCUGUCUACUCUUGAUCCCCCUCCCGAUGCCCCUGGUCAGACAAACUUUAUUUAUCCGACUCAGAUUGUUCCCGACUCUAAACCCGGUGACAUACACUGUGGUUGUUGUGCUAAAUUCCGUAAUCUUUCUGAUGAUCUGCUUGUUCAGUUCAGAGGUGUCAAGAAUUUCUCUACAUGUCUUGCCGAUGUAGCCUCCAACCAAGUUGCUUGUAUUUCGCGACGUGCAAUGGGAUUUUUCAAGCUCUACGAGCUUAGCCAGGAACUUGACGAUGCUGCUAUUGAGGGUGCGGCAACGUAUGGACGCGACAACAUCAAAACCCGCAAACCCGAAAUACCCGCCGAUUUGAUGAAUUCAAAGCAGACGCCCCCAUCCGACAAGUGGACUUGGGGGAAAUCUCUUACCAUCAAAGAUGUCCUCAGCAUUUCCGAGGUCAGCAAUCCGAAAGAACAUACAGGAUACGCAAAAAAUCUCAAGGAAGGGCAAAAGGUUAAAUAUUCCACUGAAGACUCUUUGUCUCAGGUCGGCACCUUUGAUUCUGCAGCCAUAUCCGCCGUCCAAACAUUGCCUUCCGCCACAUUCACCCAACCCGACUACUUCAAGUACGGUACCGAAGGGAGCCCGCCUUCCAGUGUCGGAGAUUUUGCAGAAGUUGCAGAUCAGGUCCCGCUUUCCAGCGUUGAAGAUUUUACAGAAGCGGCGGAUCCAGUCUCCAGUAAUGGCAACUCCAGUGACUCCGAAUCGGAUAACGAUAUUAUAAACCAAGCCGCAAACGACAACCUUUUUGGUUCCGAGUCGGAUGACAGCUUGGAUGCAGCAUUAGGCCUUUUCGACGAUGACAGCAGCACAAAUGCGGGGUCGGAUGACAACUUGGGCGGAACUUUGGACGAAGAAACAGGAAGGCAGUCAGAUAUUGCAGAAGAUGAGGGUAGUGGCAGCGAGUUCCAGUCGGAGAGUGGUAUAAUUCAUAACGAUGUACAUGUUGAAACUACCCCGUUGCUAGCUGUGUCGGAACUGGAACAGAGUGGUUUGGUAUUCACUCCUGCAUACUUUGAUAAAUUUUUAGAUGUUAACAUGUUCAAGUUUGAGUAG
This is a messenger RNA of Psilocybe cubensis, 1680 nucleotides long. RefSeq lists its product as uncharacterized. Lineage: Eukaryota; Fungi; Basidiomycota; Agaricomycetes; Agaricales; Agrocybaceae. The record is from RefSeq and is a predicted model, not a curated record. The coding region runs from base 1 to 1680 and encodes 559 amino acids. The transcript has 3 exons.